AUGAGUGCUACGGUUGAUAAAAGUACUCAUUCAAAAUAUAUGGACAAAGACAAAGAAAAGGGGAGGGUGAGGUCUUUUAAUGACGUGCUGCGAUCUUCUCCACUCUCUAUACCUGCUAGAGUUCUUCGCCCUUCUGAGUUUAUUUGCAAUGGGCUUAUUCUGGAACAAGUUAGUGGCCCAUAUAGAAAUUUAACUCGGUCAAAUUCUGAUCCAGCCCAAUUUCCAUCGAUUAUUAAAACGAAAAACCACGGUGUACUUCCCACCGGGGUUGUUAAUCGACAGGUGAACUCUAAAAUCAAUCUUGAAGAUAUUUCUAUCUCUUCUGCUUCCACUGAUUCUAUUAGUUCGCCAAGAGAAGAAAACUUUUUCAGCGAGAGUUCUGCCGAAAUUCAAUCUCAUGGGGGUUAUUCUUCUGAUUCGUCUUCCAAGGCAGCAGCUGUUUCUGGCGGUGCUGAUGAUUCCUUUGUUGAAGAAUCUCAAUUAAGGUGUGAAAAUUUUGAGUCUCUAGAUGACAUCAGUGAAUUCCACUCCAACUCAAAUCCAAUUGAUAGGGUCAGAGAUGAAAUCGUGGUAUCGGGCUCAAUUUCAUCAGCUCUGGGGAAUCAAGGUAUUUCUCAAAACUAUCCUCCAAUUAGCACUCCUCCCUCGGAGUUUUUUGCUCAAGCUUUGGUGGAUAAGGAGAAAGAAAUAGUGGUCAUACAAUACAUGAAAGAUAGGUUUUUGCCUGCAAUUGAGUUGAUUAAGGCCGUGAACGAUAUUUCUGGUAUCGGUAAUAAGGGUGAUAUCGAUGAUAUUGUUAGAAUGCUGAUAAGGUCUGCAGUGAAGAAUCCAUCUGCGUUCAAUUUUGAAUGCAGGGAGAUUUGGGGGCCUGGUCUAGUUGAAUGGAUUGCUCUAGACUCUAUUGGUAGGUCAGGGGGUAUUUUAGUUUUAUGGAACCCUAAUAUUGUUAGUAUGGUUGAUCAUAUUGUGGGUACAUUUUCUAUUAAUAUUGGUUUCAGGAAUUGUAUUGACAAUUUCCAUUGGCUUUUCUCUGGUGUUUAUGGUCCUUGUGGUACAAUGGAAAGGCAAAGGUUGUGGAAGGAAUUGUCCAUUAUGAAUGACAUAUGGUCUUUACCCUGGUGUAUUUGUGGAGAUUUCAAUGAGGUCAGACUAAUGCACGAGAGGCAAGGUUGCUCGAGGACUUCAAGGGGUAUGCAGGAUUUUGGGCAUUUCUUCGACAUUCAUGACCUUAUUGAUAUACGUAUUCAAGGUUCCCGCUAUACUUGGAUUGGUAGCUCUUCUUCUUUUACUAGUAGCAAGCUGGAUAGAUUCGUUAUAAAUGGAGGAUGGGAGGAUCAUUUCCCAUGUAUCUCUGUCAAGGCUAUGGCUAGGCCUAUGUCUGACCACAAACCAAUCUUAUUGAGUUGCAAUAUCGAAGACUGGGGUCCUCCACCUUGGAGAUUCGAAGGUAUGUGGCUGUUUGAAAACUCUCUUUUGGAUCUUAUGGCUGAAUGGUGGAACUCUUUUGUAGUCAGCGGUUUUCCGGGAUUUCAAUUGGCUAAAAAAUUCCAGUUGUUAAAGGCCAAGAUAAGGGUCUGGAAUAAAGAAGUCUUCGGAAAUAUUGAUAGAAAAUUUGAACGGACUCUCGAUCAGAUUAAACUUCUAGAUCAGUUGGCCGAUGAGGGUUCUAUCUCUAUGGAUCAACUUGAUACUAGGAACCACCUAAAGCUCAAGUUUGAGGACAUUGCAGAUAUGCAAGAGAUGCACUACAGGGCUAAAUCUAGAAUCCAGUGGCAGAUGGAGGGUGAUCGGAACACCAAAUAUUAUCACAGAAUUGCUAAGUCUCGAAGGAGGAGGAAUACUUUCUCCAAGCUGCGUAUUGAGGGUUCUUGGGUGGAAGAUAAAAACACUAUAGUAUUGUCUCUCAUUUUCAAGAGAGAUUUAAAUUGAAGGAUGAUUUUCAAGUCUCUCUUUCUAAUCUCGGUCUUAAUUCAAUUUCUGAAGAGGAAAGUGUGAAUUCUCGAGAAAAGAAUUGAAGAAGAGGAAGUUUUGCUUGCUCUUAAAAGACUGGGGCAAGAUAGAGCUCCAGGGCCUGAUGGGUUCCAAGUCAAUGUUAUUGUGAAGUGCUGGAGUUUUAUGAAGAAUGAUAUCAUGGAAGUGGUUAGGAAAUUCGAAAGCUCGGGUUUUAUCGACUGGAGGCUUAAGUCCACUUUUAUCUCUCUGCUUCCAAAGAAAUCUGUGGUGGAAGAGAUAAAGGACCUUAGGCCAAUCAGCCUUUCCAAUACGGUCUUCAAAGCUAUAUCAAAAGUUCUCGCUGAAAGGUUGAAGUUGCUGUUGCCAAAGCUCGUCUCCAAUUCUCAAACAGCCUUUAUUAAAGGUCGUCAAAUCUUGGACAGCAUAUUAAUAGCUAAUGAAUGUCUAGACUCCAGGUUGAAAUCUAAAAAGCCGGGGCUGAUUUGUAAAAUCGACCUUGAAAAGGCUUUCGACAAUGUUAAAUGGUCCUUUGUCGACGAAGUUCUUCAGCAAAUGGGUUUCGGACAAAUUUGGAGAAUGUGGAUUAAAGGUUGUAUUGAAAAAAUACCCUUUUCUAUUCUAGUAAAUGGAAGCUCUUGCGGGAAAUUUCUCAGCGAGAAGGGUCUUCGUCAAGGCGAUCCUCUUUCUCCGUUUCUUUUCUUGCUCGUCUCUGAAGUCUUAAACAUUAUGUUCUCUAAAGCUUCAUGUGCUGGUAAAGUAGGUGGUUUCAGUGUUAAGAAUGGAGGCACCACCAUUAGUCAUCUGCAAUUUGCAGAUGACACUUUGGUUUUUCUUGACGCGGACCUGGAGCAAGUUAGAUUUUUAAAGUAUAUUCUCUUAUCGUUCUAGUUCGCCUCAGGUUUAAGCACAAAUUUCAGUAAGUGCAGUCUCUUUGCAGUCGGUGAAGUGAAUAAUCUCAACACUUUGGCAGCUGUCUUUGGGUGUUCUUGUGAAGCUUUUCCUUCCAUUUAUCUCGGUUUACCUCUUGGUGAGCAAAGUCUUUCGAAAUCUAAAUGGGAUAGAGUAAUUGAAACUUGCAAAGCUAGAUUAGCCUCCUGGAAGAGAAGCUCUUUAACAAAGGCAGGUAAACUUACUCUAAUUAAAAGUGUGCUUCUAAGUUUGCCUGUUUAUUAUUUCUCUCUUUUCAUGGUUCCGAAAUCAGUUGUUAAUAAAAUUGAGAAAACAAUUAGAGACUUCUUAUGGCAUAAUUCUGAAGACAAGAGAAAAACCCAUUGGGUAGGCUGGUCCAAAGUCCGUAAACCUCUUGAUCAUGGUGGGUUAGGUAUUCGGAAACUAAAUAGUAUGAAUAAGGUGUUACUUAUGAAGUGGUGGUGGCGUCUUGGAAAGGAAAGAAAUUCUUUGUGGGCUAAAAUUACUUUUGAAAAGUAUGGAUGCUCUGAUCUUGGUUGGAGGACUAAGAAACCAACAAGUUCUCAUGGUGUAAGCUUGUGAAGGAACAUUUAUAAGGUUGCAGAGGACUUCUUCAAGUUUACUCAAUUCAAAAUAGGAAGGGGUGAUAAAAAUCGCUUUUGGGAAGAUAAAUAGUGCGCACAAGGUCCGUUUGCUGAAACUUUUCCAAGGUUGUAUGAGAUAUCUAAUAGCAAACAUUGCUCCCUGCUCCAACUUUAUGUUCCUGAUGAUUCUGGAUGUUAUUGGAACUUCGGUACCCGCAGACGUUUAUACGAUGCUGAGAUUGCUGAAUUUACUGUUUUGACUCCAAUUCUUAACAGUAUAGUCUUUUCUCUCGAUGAAGAUGACGAGCUUGUUUGGGUUGGUGAAUUUUCAGGAGCUUUCUCAGUUAAGUCUGCCUAUCAGCUAGACACCUUAACUACCAGCAAUCCUUCUUUUCCUAGAAAGAAAAUUUGGUCCAAUGCUUGGCCUCAUAAAAUUGGAUUUUUCCUUUGGCAACUUGUUCUUGAUAGUCUUCCUACCAUUGACAAUCUGCAGCAUAGAAAUUGCGCUUUGUCUGUUUUUGGAGGCUCGUCGGCAACAAAUUUAUGUUCUCUGUGCAAUAAUGUGUUGGAAUCUGGUACUCACCUCUUCUGGAAUUGUCGGUUCACUCAUUAAGUUUGGGAUUACUUUUUCGCUCAAGCAAAUGUGCAGUUUCCUACUUUCUCAUCCCUGUUAAAUUUGUUUAAGAACUGGUCAUCUGUGGCCACUCAAAAUAAUGGGAAGGAGAUAUGGAAGAGGAUCCCUGCCAGCGUUUGUUGGAACGUUUGGAACGAGAGAAAUGCCCGCACUUUUAAUGGCAAGAAACGCACUGUGAAGGCUAUCAUUGCUGAUUCUAAAAUCAGCGCUUUUCAUUGGGCUGCUAAGAAUUUAACCUGUACAAAUAUUUUGCAUCAUGAUGUGAUUUCUAACCGGAAAGGUCUGUUCUUUGACCCUCCCUAGUCUUUCCUUGGGUUUUGGUUUUCUUUGUUGUGUUUCCUUUUCCCCUGCUUGGUGGCUUCUACUUUGCAGAGUUUGUAAAUUGUCUUUUUCUUAAUAUAAUUCUAUUUACCGACCAAAAAAAAAAAUUUAUGAUUCGUUCUUGCA
Molecule: messenger RNA, 4527 nt
Organism: Papaver somniferum (opium poppy)
Lineage: Eukaryota; Viridiplantae; Streptophyta; Magnoliopsida; Ranunculales; Papaveraceae
Exons: 2
Coding region: 1-1929 (642 amino acids)
Source: RefSeq, a predicted model, not a curated record